Molecule: messenger RNA, 1248 nt
Organism: Rhagoletis zephyria (snowberry fruit fly)
Lineage: Eukaryota; Metazoa; Arthropoda; Insecta; Diptera; Tephritidae
Gene: Or83a
Product: Odorant receptor 83a
Biological process (GO): detection of chemical stimulus involved in sensory perception of smell; sensory perception of smell
Cellular component (GO): plasma membrane
Molecular function (GO): odorant binding; olfactory receptor activity
Source: RefSeq, a predicted model, not a curated record
AUGGCCAUUACUUUGGAUUGGAUUUAUGAGCUGUUUUUAUAUUUCACAUUACUACAUAUCGACAUACUCUUCAUAUGCACAAUAUAUCGAAAUCAGGAUAAAGAUGAUUUAGAACUAAUCGUUAGUUGUAUGCUACAAGCCAUUAUCUAUACAUGGGCGCUUAUUAUUAAAAUAUUUUUCAAGCGCGUUCAAGCGAAACGCUUAGGAUAUUUAAUGGAAUAUUUGAACGCUGAAAGUCGCAUGCACUCAGCUGCAGGAUUCACUUAUGUAACAAUUAAAGAAUCUGCAGCAUUGUCCAACACUUGGAUUACAGUGUUUAUGUUUUGCUGUUAUGCUGGCGCCGGAUUUUGGCUGUUUGUUCCUAUCUUUAAUCAAGAACGGACUCUGCCGCUUGCCUGCUGGUAUCCCAUCGAUUAUAAGGUUCCAAUUGUUUAUGAAAUCGUUUACUUACUCCAAGUUAUUGGACAACUACAAAUCGCCGGUGCUUUUGGUUGCACCAGUUCUUUCUUUUUACUUGUUUCUUUGCUAUUUUCUGGGCAAUUCGACAUCCUUAACUGCAGUUUGAAGAAUAUUUUAGCUAAAACUUACCUUAAUUUGAGGAAACCAAUGUCGGAACUUAUCGCUCUACGCGACAAACAACAAAGCGCCAACUCCGAGCUUAAUCAAUAUUAUAGCGCUAAGGAACAUACCACCGAUUUAGAUUGCAUACCACAUUUGUUGGAUGUGAAAUCAUCGAAACCCAGAAGCUUCUAUGCAGCAUUCAAACGUGCGUUUGUGCCCUGCAUAAUACAUCACCGUUACAUACUUUCUGGCCUUGAGGAGUUGGAGAAGCUAUACACUUUCAUUUGGUUUCUCAAAACAUUAGAAGUGACUUUGCUCGUUUGCUUAGUCUCAUUUUCGUGGGUCAAGUCGACUGCUGCCAAUUCGUUUGUUCGCAUUCUCUCACUUAGCCAGUAUCUGAUCUUGGCUCUAUGGGAAAUGUUUAUGAUCUGUUAUUCGGGUGAAAUUAUAUUUUUAAAUAGUCAGCGGUGUGAUGAAGCCCUACAACGUAGUCCAUGGUACUUGCAUUCGCGUGAAAUAAAGCAGGACGUCCUCUUUUUCAUACUCAAUGCGCAGCGUCCUUUCCGAUUGACCGGCGGAAAAAUGUGUAACUUGAAUGUGGAGAAGUUUCGCAGUAUUUUAACUACAUCGUUCUCGAUCUUGACUAUUCUACAAAAAAUGGAUCAGAGGGAAUCACACCCAAAAUAA